Aspergillus nomiae NRRL 13137 is the source of this 3255-nucleotide messenger RNA. It is a transcript of the gene ptpA, whose product is annotated as putative protein tyrosine phosphatase (Pyp1). NCBI's taxonomy places the organism in Eukaryota, Fungi, Ascomycota, Eurotiomycetes, Eurotiales, Aspergillaceae. The transcript has 2 exons. The record is from RefSeq and is a predicted model, not a curated record. Gene Ontology annotation, biological process: protein dephosphorylation. The coding region runs from base 1 to 3255 and encodes 1084 amino acids. Gene Ontology annotation, molecular function: protein tyrosine phosphatase activity; protein binding.
AUGUCUGCUAUGACGGGUCCGAGAUCACCUACUUCUCCGUGGCCUCAGGAGCCACCAAACCUACAAAUCACAGGUCACCCUACCUCAGCAGCAAUUUUUUCGUUGUGUGACUCUCACCAGUCUCCGCUCAACUCCAGCCUUAGUCCUCACAGUACAGUCCCAGAACGUUCGGGUCCUAAUUAUUUCUCUAUCAGCGUGGAGAGUUCCACCACUCCUAGAAAGACUGGUGAUACGCUCUCUUAUGCCCAGUCUUCAAUUCCUAGUCCGAAACCACACUUAUUACCUACGAAGACUGUGCUCGAUGAUUAUGCGAAUCACAUAGGAGCAGGCUCAUCCGUUCACGAACGCAGAGCAUCUGCGAUCUACAGACGCUCUUUAAGUCGUGUCUUACCGAAAAAGGAUAUUAUUUCUAACCAGUCUGAUACCUCUACGAGUAUAAAGUCUGGAAAUGGUCGUGCCGUUGCAGUUGAACGCUGUGCUGAGUUACUCGAAUCCUCGCCCAAUGAUGUCAUGCUGUUAGAUGUGCGGCCAUAUGCGCACUUUGCGAAAGGGAGCAUCAAGGGAUCGUUGAAUCUUUGCAUACCAACGACUUUAUUGAAACGUCCUUCGUUUGAUACACAAAAGUUGGCAAAUACUUUCACAAAUCACGUGGACAGGAUGAACUUUGCCAGGUGGAAACAUUGUCGUUAUAUCAUCGUCUAUGAUUCAGGGACUUCUGACAUGAAGGAUGCAGGGCCUUUGACAAAUGUGCUGAACAAGUUCACGACCGAAGGAUGGGAUGGGGAUGGGCUAAUCCUUAGGGGUGGGUUCGACUCAUUCUCGAACCGAUUUCCCUCUCUCUUGCAACAGCAAAGUUCGCCUGCAAAACUGUCAAAGAAGCCAACUUCAAUGCACAUAGACCUACCAUCUGUUGCCCCUAUUGCUGGGGGUUGUGCUUUGCCUGAUUCCUCACGUCCCACAAUCCCCUUUUUUGGGAACAUCCGGCAGCACAUGGAUCUUCUUGGUGGUGUCGGUCAAAUUCCUCUUCAGCUGCCCGAGAACCUGACAGAAUCGUUGAGGCAGUCACUACCACCUUGGCUGCGGGAGGCGACAGAUCCAGCAGACCAAGGUCGUAGCGUUUCACAGAAAUUUCUAGAGCUGGAGAAGAAAGAGUUAGAACGCAUGAAACAAGCACUGACUUAUGACAAGUCUUCCGAUACUUCAGCAGCCGAUGCUUUCCCGGAGAAAUUCCGUGUCGCAGGUAUCGAGAAAGGCACAAAAAACAGAUAUAACGACAUUUAUCCUUUUGAUCACUCCCGGGUGAAGCUGCAGGAUGUGCCGCCUGGGGAAUGUGAUUACGUAAAUGCAAACUUCAUGAAAGCAGAGUAUGGCAAUAAGCGCUACAUAGCUACUCAAGCCCCUGUACCUGAUACAUUUACUAUUCUCGUACAUUGCAAGUGCCAGAUCUCACUAGCAAGCUUCAAACUAGAGAUAUUUGCUGCUUGUUCUCUCAUCAUCAAUUACUUGAGGUCUUCUGAACGAGUCAUUGAAGCCAGCGCCAUGCUUCUACAACUCCCCACAGAACUGAUACAACUUGUUCUUCAAUAUUCAACCACGCCAGCCUUCCUGCAGGCAGCUUUUGCUUGUCACACCCUCUAUGACAUUGCCUCUAACUGCCGGGAGAUUCUAUUGCAUCACCUGUACCAAACACCUGGGCUGAAUGAGGAUCUUCUACGUGCUGAGUCAAAGCAACUGUUCCGGGUGCUCCAAAGGCGCGCGUCCCAGCAACUGUAUGGUGCCCAGUUCACCGCAAGUUGUACUCAUUUCCACUUUGGGCCAUUGGUCCUUGAUGUCAAAGCAUCAUCGCUAGCCCCCUCAGAACACCAGACCUUGGCACUUGUUUACAAAGGCCACGAGGACAUUCGGCUUUUUCACACCGAGAAUGGCCAACUUCAACUUAAAGCUUGCUUGAAACCACACCGACUUCAGCCAGGCAUAGUCGAGGUUCUAAGGACAGCCUUUGAUGCAGAUGAUGGCCUCUAUGUCCUACAACGCUUUACACCUACGGUUGAAGAAAGCCCAGACUCAGAGCACCCAUUCAUUAAACAAGCAUCUAAAUGUUAUAUCCGGGGGCAGAUCUAUCUCAUUCGCUACUCCCUCCAGUCUCGCCAUGAUCCUGUUCGCGUGUGUACAUUCCCAGACCAUGCUGAGUAUGAGCCUCUGGCUCUCGCCGCUGCCAAUCGAGAUACUUUUGCAAUUUCCUGGCAGCAUUGCCGUGAAAGUGAAGACUAUGAAGUAGUGCUUUAUAAUGCACAGAGCACAUCUAGCGUCCACAACCUGCCAAGCGCAAUAGGUUCGUUUCCCAGUUCUGCUGCUAAUAAAUAUGGAGAGAUAGAUUUUGACCAAGUUACAGAUCUUGCAUAUGAUUCUUGUGUCCUUGUAGACUGGACCAAACAGCAUCAAGAUGAUGACGUACACCUCCAUGCAAGGUUGGCCGGUCCCCGUUUCAACUGUCAGAAAGGACCCGUUAUAGACCUUGCAUUCAACGAUAGAUCAACCCAAAUACUCUAUUACCACCGAGCCCAAACUUUAUAUGGAUCAUUUCAAAGGAUCAAUAUGACCUCUUUCCCGGUCCAGCCUACAUUAUAUGAGAACUCAUCGCUGGUGCAGUUCUCGGGUUCCUUGAGUCUUCGCUUCUCAAUCGCCAUUCCUUUUUAUGGAACACAUGUAACGCGAGUGGAGGGAAACGGGCAUUCCAGAUGUCACUGGAAAUACCUUGCUUUAGGAAUAGCGACUCAUCGCACGGAAGAUUGGACAGUCGCAUGUUUGUUGAAAUCCGAAGCAAGCUGCUCAUCUCAACUUUGUGGACAUAUUCUGAACCUUGAACGCGGGCGACGCUUUUUUGACUGGACAGUAGUUGCACGACUUUGGGGCUUUCAGGAUUCGAAUAAUUCCCUCGGUUGUAAAGUUGCUACUUCGAAACAUGGCACACGGAUUGCUGUCGCUAACUGGAAUGUCUUGUACAUCUGGGCACUGCAGCCCAGUGCACUCAUCGAACAAAAUUCCAACGGAUAUUACCCGCCCUUGCUGCUGUCCCCAGACUCAGGAAUGGUCGAACUGCGGCCGAUAGUUAUCCCACUAGAUGCGGUCUGCUUCAAACUACGUUUUACAGAUGUGGAGGACGAAUUGUUGGCUAUCACAGACAGAGGGUUGAUGUACUGGGAUCUUGGCCCGUUAGGAAGAGGCCAAAGAAUAACUAAAGAGCUACCGGCUUAG